Trypanosoma grayi is the source of this 1677-nucleotide messenger RNA. RefSeq lists its product as hypothetical. The record is from RefSeq and is a predicted model, not a curated record. The coding region runs from base 1 to 1677 and encodes 558 amino acids. NCBI's taxonomy places the organism in Eukaryota, Euglenozoa, Kinetoplastea, Trypanosomatida, Trypanosomatidae. The transcript has a single exon.
AUGCCCCACAGCAGUGCAGGGCGUCUUCGCCGCGGCAGCAGUAGCGGUCGUCGUGGACUUGUGAGGUCCGACGACGAUGAAGACGACAACUACAGCAACCAGUAUAGUUGGUCUCCGUCCCCAGUGCUCCAGUGGACUGAGUGGGGCCAGCAGUUCUCUGCUGGUCGCAAUGCGCACAAGAGGAACAACGGAUCGCCCGAACAUGGCCUCAUGGAUGCGGUGCGGGGAAAGGAGAAACAGACGACAGCAGAAAGUGAGGUGCAGCGUACGAGGGAGGUGCUGCUGCGCUAUAAGCGUUACGUGGAGGAGAGACUGAUGCGAUACAUACAGGAGCUAGAGGACAGAUGCGCACACCGCGGAAAGUUGUGUGAGCGCCUCAAACGGGACAACGCGUUGCUUCUCGAGGAACUCGAUCGCUGCCGCGCAGCACCGGCACCGGCACCGCCUUUGCGGAAGGUGGCGAAGAGUCCAAAUUACACAUCGCCGCUGAAGUUGCCGCAGACGUCUCUGCCCCACACUGUUGGAGUGUCGCAACGUGUGCGGGAGGAUGCGACACCGUCUGGACUGGAUAUGCUCCGCGCACGUGAGGAGGGGCUACUGCGCCAACUACAUGAGGAACGCGUGGCGCGUGAGAAGCUACAGGCUGCAUACGCUGAGAUACAGGAGAAAAUGCAGAAGCAGAUUGCACAUGACGAGGAUGAGCGGCGUAUCCGCGUUGAUGCGCAGAGUAUCCGGGACCUCCGCGAUGCAUUGGCGCGUCGUGACGAGGAGAUACGCCAUCUGCGCAGGCUGCACGGCUUCUCCAUCGCGGAACCGCUGGAAGGGGUGCCGUGGGAUGGGGAAGAGGGCGCCGUUGCGGAGUUUAGAGCGGCUGUGGGGGAUGCAGGGGAGUUCGUCGCCGCGAUGGAUGCGGCCACUGCCGCGUUUGUCGAUGCCGCUGCAGUGAAGGUUGAGAAUGACACGCCGUUCAAGAGGGUGGCACAGUUGUGGGAAGAGGUUGGUCGUCUUGCCGCCUCUCUUCCCUGUGAUGCCUCCGCUUCGUUGCAGCAGCCGCAGCUGCAGUUGCUUAUUUUUGCGCGUGCGCUGCGUUGCGCAGUCGAGCAGGAGCAUAACGAAAUGGCCCUCUUCGUGCGAAAACUUCUCGGCGAGCGCGACGAGUUGCGCGAGAGUAUCGCUCGUGAGCAACGUGAUCGCGCGGUGGAGCGGCAGGCCGCGGCGCAUCGUCUCCACGAGGUCGGGGAGGAGGGCGCCGCAUUGGCGCAGCAGCUACAGCAGCGUCUUGACUCGACCACCCAGCGCGCAACGUCAUGGAUGGGCCUAGACGUCCCAACGCUGCGGCAGCAACGCGAAUGCGGCGCACCACCUGCGGAAGUAGAGAGGUGUGACGCGGCGACGCAGACGCUUCUUUCUGUUGAGCUAUCUGGCUUCAUACUGAGCGGCCCAGCGACGCGCCUGAAUUCUCGUGACAGCAGUAAUGAACCUCUUUCCAGUGACCUCUGUCAGCUCCUGCGGGACAUGGAGGCCCUUGAAAGUGACAAUGCGGCAAAGGCGGCCCUCAUUGCUCAACUGCAGCAACAACGGGAACGGUUUUUGGGAAGUGUUGAUGCUGAAUUUGCGGUGAGUGUGCCCGCGCGCGCAACACUGACCGGCGCAUUUUGUCAGUAUCUACUUGAGUGA